Messenger RNA from Chiloscyllium plagiosum (whitespotted bambooshark), 2193 nucleotides. Lineage: Eukaryota; Metazoa; Chordata; Chondrichthyes; Orectolobiformes; Hemiscylliidae. The record is from RefSeq and is a predicted model, not a curated record.
GAUCACGACUCCGGUCCAAACAGUGAUCAUGACUCCGGCCCACACCGGGAACAUGACUCCAGCCUACACCGAGAUCUCGACUCCAGCCCAAAUCGGGAUCUCAACUCCGGCCCACACCAGGAUCUUGACUCCAGCCCACUCCGGGAUCUCAACUCCGGCCCACACCGGGAUCUCGACUCCAGCCCAAAUCGGGAUCUCGACUCCGGCCCACACCAGGAUCUUGACUCCAGCCCACUCCGAGAUCUCGACUCCAGCCCACACCGGGAUCACGACUCCGGCCCACACCUGGAUCACGACUCCAGCCCACAGCUGGAUCACGACUCCAGCCCACGCCGGGAUCUCGACUCCAGCCCACACCUGGAUCACGACUCCGGCCCACACCGGGAUUUCGAUUCCAGCCUGCACCGAGAUCACGACUCCCUCCCACACCGGGAUCACGACUCCGGCCCACACCGGGAUCACAACUCCAGCCCACACCGGGCUCUUGACUCCGUCCUACACCGUGAUCCCACCUCCAGCCCACACCAGGAUCUCGACUCCCUCCCAUACUGGGAUCACAACUCCGGCCCACGACGGGAUCACAACUCCGGCCCACACCGGGAUCACGACUCCGGCACAAUCCGGGAUCACGUUUCCGGCCUACACCAGGAUCUCGACUUCAGCCCACACCGAGAUCUCGACUCGCGCCCAUACCGGGUCUCGACUCCAGCCCACACUGGCAUCUCGACUCCAGCCCAUACCGGGAUCCCAUCUCUGGCCCACACCGAGAUCUCGACUCCGGCACACACCGGGAUCUCGACUCCGGCACAAAUCGGGAUCACAACUCCGGCCCACACCGGGAUCUCGACUCCGGCCCACACCGGGGUCUCGACUCCAGCUCGCAACGGGAUCUCGACUCCGGCCCACACCGGGAUCUCGAAUCAUGUCCAAACCGGGAUCUCGACUCCAGCCCACAUCGGGAUCUCGACUCCGGCCCACACCGGGAUCUCGACUCCAGCCCACACCGGGAUCUCGACUCCAGCCCACGAUGGGAUCACGACUCCGGCCCACACCGGGAUCACGACUCCGGCCCAAUCCGGGAUCACGUUUCCGGCCUACACCAGGAUCUCGACUUCAGCCCACACCGAGAUCUCGACUCGCGCCCACACCAGGAUCUCGACUCCAGCCCACACUGGCAUCUCGACUCCAGCCCAUACCGGGAUCCCAUCUCUGGCUCACACCGAGAUCUCAACCCCAGUCCGCACCGGGAUCUCGACUCCAGCCCAAACCGGGAUCACGACUCUAGCCCACACUGGGAUCACGACUCCAGCCCACACCAGGAUCUCGACUCCGGCCCAAAUCGGGAUCACAACUCCGGCCCACACCGGGAUCUCGACUCCGGCCCACACCGGGAUCUCGACUCCAGCUCGCACCGGGAUCUCGACUCCUGUCCAAACCGGGAUCUCGACUCCUGUCCAAACCGGGAUCUCGACUCCAGCCCACACCGGGAUCUCGACUCCGGCCCACACCGGGAUCUCGACUCCAGCCCACACCGGGAUCUCGACUCCAGCCCGCACCGGGAUCUCGACUCCAGCCCACACCGGGAUCUCGACUGCCUCCCACACUGGGAUCUCGACUCCGGCCCACUCUGGGAUCACGACUCCGGCCCACACCAGAUUCACGACUCCUGUCCAAACCGGGAUCUCGACUCCAGCCCGCACCAGGAUCUCGACCGGCCCACACAGGAAUCUCGACUCCAGCCCAAACCGGGAUCUCGACUCCAGCCCGCACCGGGAUCUCGACUCCAGCCCACACCGGGAUCACGACUCUCUCCCACACCGGAAUCACAACUCCGGCCCGCACCGGGAUCUCGACUCCGGUCCACACCGGGAUCUUGACACCGGCCCAAUCCGGGAUCACGUAUCCGGCCUACACCAGGAUCUCAACUUCAGCCCACAUCGAGAUCUCGACUCCAGCCCAUACCGGGAUCCCACCUCCGGCCCACACCGAGAUCUCGACCCCAGCCCGCACCGGGAUCUUGACUCCGGCCCGCACCGGGACCUCGACUCCGGCCCAAACCGGGAUCACGACUCCGGCCCACACCGGGAAUUCGACUCCAGCCCGCACCGGGAUCACGACUCCCUCCCACACCGUGAUCCCACCACCAGCCCACACCGGAAUCUCGACUCCAGCCCAUACUAGGAUCACGACUCC